UUUUUAAAACCUUAAAACCCACUCUCACUUCAAUUCAACCACGCUUAUUGCCCCACCCACUCCACACACCCCUCCUUUUAUUUCCACUCAGUUUCAUUUCAUCCAAUCCAAUUCAAAACCUCUUUCACCUUUUCUCAGUAGUUACUCUUUCACUGUCUCCACAACACACAGUUUCUUUCCUCAACUGGGUCGCUGUUUCUUCCCUUCAUGCCAUUGACUUUGGACCCCAAAGUCAGCCACAAGCUCAGUAGCCAAAAGAGGGUCAAUUUCAGAAUCAUCGUUCACAAUUCUCGCAACCCUGAACAAAAAAUCUGAUUUUUUCAUCAUGGGGCUGUUCUUCUGCUGAUUAGGGAAACUAGCAAUAUGGCUCAGUUCUUUAUGGAUUACCUUAUAGUUAUCAAUGUGAGCCUCUGCAUUACUAGUCUUCUGCAAGAUGAUUUCAUUGUUUGAGUAUCAAGAGAGAUCAAAGAAUGGUUCGCCAAGCUGAUUUAGUCAUCAUUGGUGUUUCUGUUGGUUUGACCCUUGGAAUUCUGAUAUCUUGCCUCAUAUUUUUCGGCAUAAGGUGGUACAAGAAACGUGCUCAUAUUAGACGAUCUGCAAAUGAGUCUAGUUUAACAACUCUGCCGAUACGAACAAAUGGAUUGGGAACAAGUAGUGACUUUAGUGCAUCUCUUGAUAGUUCCAUAGCCUCAUCAUGGUCAGAAAAUCUAAAGAGAAAUUCCCAUUUUAGUUGGUGGAAUCAUCAAAAUAAAGAUCGGUUUGCUUCAGCAUCAGGCAUUCUUAAGUAUUUGUACAAAGAAAUUCAAAAGGCCACACAAAAUUUCACAACUACUUUGGGACAAGGAUCAUUUGGCACAGUUUAUAAAGCGACAAUGCCUACAGGGGAGGUUGUAGCAGUGAAGGUGCUUGCACCCAAUUCCAAACAAGGGGAGAAAGAAUUCCAAACAGAGGUAUUUCUGCUAGGAAGACUGCAUCACCGGAAUCUUGUGAAUUUGGUUGGAUAUUGUGUAGAUAAAGGACAACGCAUACUGGUUUAUCAAUACAUGAGUAAUGGAAGUUUAGCGAAUCUUUUAUAUGGUGAAGAAAAGGAAUUGAGUUGGGAUCAAAGGCUGCAAAUUGCUCUUGAUAUUUCACACGGAAUAGAAUACCUUCAUGAAGGAGCAGUCCCACCUGUCAUACACCGUGAUUUAAAGUCUGCCAACAUAUUGCUAGAUCACUCUAUGAGAGCUAAGGUUGCUGAUUUUGGGCUCUCAAAGGAAGAGAUCUUUGAUGACCGGAAUUCUGGUCUCAAAGGUACAUAUGGCUACAUGGAUCCUGCAUACAUUUCCACAAGCAAGUUAACAACGAAGAGUGACAUAUACAGUUUCGGUAUCAUAGUGUUUGAGCUAAUCACUGCCAUCCACCCACAUCAGAAUUUGAUGGAAUAUGUUAACCUUGCUGCAAUGGAUCAUGAUGGUGUAGAUGAGAUACUUGACAAGCAACUGGUGGGAAAAUGCAAUCUUGAAGAAGUGAGGCAGCUUGCUAAAAUUGGACACAAAUGCUUACACAAAUCACCUAGGAAACGCCCCUCUAUAGGUGAAGUUUCUCAGUUCAUAUCAAGAAUAAAGCAAAGGCGACAGCGCCAUCUAACAGAAGAUAACUUGUCAUUUGCAAGCAAUAACUUUUCUCGAGCUGUGAGUCGAUUAGAAGAUCGACAGGUUGAACUAAGUAGGAUGCCAACCAUUAACCUCACAGAAACUGUAUAAACAUAAUUGUUGCUUAUAAAUGAGACCAAUGCAGUUUACGGCUAAUCUAAUGAAACAACUUCUAUUGCAAAAUAUUGAAAUAGUGUUGACAUUUUUAACUCAUGGAGUGAAGGGCAAAUUCACCAUUUGAACCUUGACUUCUGAUGGAAAGGAGAAACAAAGAGUUCCUGCA
Messenger RNA from Glycine soja, 1917 nucleotides. Its product is annotated as calcium/calmodulin-regulated receptor-like kinase 2. Gene Ontology annotation, molecular function: protein kinase activity; ATP binding. Bases 471 to 1745 code for a protein of 424 amino acids. The record is from RefSeq and is a predicted model, not a curated record. The transcript has 9 exons. Gene Ontology annotation, biological process: protein phosphorylation. Lineage: Eukaryota; Viridiplantae; Streptophyta; Magnoliopsida; Fabales; Fabaceae.